This is a messenger RNA of Hippoglossus stenolepis (Pacific halibut), 2576 nucleotides long. It is a transcript of the gene fars2, whose product is annotated as phenylalanyl-tRNA synthetase 2, mitochondrial. The record is from RefSeq and is a predicted model, not a curated record. The coding region runs from base 405 to 1802 and encodes 465 amino acids. The transcript is spliced from 11 exons. Gene Ontology annotation, biological process: phenylalanyl-tRNA aminoacylation. NCBI's taxonomy places the organism in Eukaryota, Metazoa, Chordata, Actinopteri, Pleuronectiformes, Pleuronectidae. Gene Ontology annotation, cellular component: cytoplasm; mitochondrion. Gene Ontology annotation, molecular function: tRNA binding; phenylalanine-tRNA ligase activity; ATP binding.
UCCCCUGCCUCCAAGUCUUCUCUGUUUGAAUUCACAAACACACGCACGAACGUGGCUGAAGGAGAAAAGUCAGCGCGACCACGUCCCGUCAGGUUGAAGGAGUAUUCAGAGUCGGGAAGUUACGCAGGCGCGCUCCCGCCGACUCAGCGGCCACGCGACGCUGGACAGUGACACAAGGCCUCCGUCGUUCCUCCCAUCGAUUGCUUCCUGCCGUGUCCGGGCCUGCGGAAGAAUCCGUCUGAGACACAUCAGCCCGUGACCCGAAACCUGAUCGCCUCGAAUCCAUCCGUCCGUCUAUCCAUCUUCUCCUGGGUCCAGUCCUCCAGCUAGUCAUCCUCCUCUGGAUCAACAAGCUCUUCUGCAUCAUUCGUUCCACAGAGAAGUAGCUCCAUGGACCAAUCAUCAUGAGACUCCCCCUGCUCCUCCCCCUCCGACAGUCCCAGCUCCUUCCUGGGCUCUGUCGCUGCUGUCUGGCAGCGCUCUCGUCCAAUGGCAGCGCUGCAUCGUCGCGCAGAUACCUCAGCACAGACCCUGGCCCCGCCCCCCAGCCUGUGAUUGGCCAGGACUCGGUGGAGGUGUCGGGCCAGUCCCACCCCCGUGAUGACUUCACCAAUGUGACACCAAAGAUCUUGGCCAAGGUCGGCCGCAACCUCCACAACCAACCCCAUCAUCCCCUGUGGCUGAUCAAGGAGCGAAUCAAAGCUCACUUCUACAGUUCCUACAUCGGUCGCUGGGGCAACCCGCUGUUCUCAGUCCAUGACAACCUGAGCCCGGUGGUUACCGUGGAGCAGAACUUUGACAGCUUGCUGAUCCCGCCCAGCCACCCCAGCAGGAAACGAGGUGACAACUACUACCUGAACAGAAAAAUGAUGCUUCGCGCUCACACCUCCGCCCACCAGAGGGAGCUGGUGAAGUCCGGUCUUGAUGCGUUCCUCUUGGCUGGAGACGUGUACAGACGUGACGAGAUCGAUGUCAGUCAUUAUCCCGUCUUCCACCAGAUGGAGGGAGUCCGACUCUUCUCCAACCACGAGCUGUUCUCUAAGGUGCAGAACGGCGAGGAGCUGUCUCUGCUGGAGCGCGGCAGCAGGCGGACGCCACAGAAACAGGAAACGCACACGCUGGAGGCCGUGAAGCUGGUGGAGUUCGACCUGAAACAAACGCUGACGCGACUCGUCACUCACCUGUUUGGAGAAGAUGUGGACAUCAGGUGGGUCGACUGUUACUUUCCCUUCACUCAUCCCUCCUUUGAGAUGGAGGUGCGUUUCCAGGGUGACUGGUUGGAGGUUCUGGGCUGUGGAGUGAUGGAGCAGGAGCUGCUGAACUCUGCGGGGGCGGGGAACAAGCUGGGCUGGGCCUUUGGUCUCGGGCUGGAGAGACUGGCUAUGGUCCUGUACGGCAUCCAAGACAUCCGACUGUUCUGGAGUCAGGACGAACGUUUCCUCAAACAGUUCAGAGUACAGGACGUCCAGCAGCACGUCUGUUUCCAGCCGCUCAGUAAGUACCCCCCCCUCCACAACGACAUCUCCUUCUGGCUGCCCGACAGCAGAGAGAGCGAGGCCGGGCGAGAGAGCUUCACAGACAAUGACUUCUACGACCUGGUGCGCUCCAUCGGAGGAGACCUGGUGGAGAGAGUGUCGCUGGUGGACCAGUUCACACACACACAGUCCGGUAGGCGGAGUCAGUGUUACCGCAUCAUUUACCGCCACAUGGAGCGAACUCUGACGCAGCAGGAGGUUCGACUUGUCCACGAGCAAAUCGAACGAGCGGCUGAGACGGAGCUGGGAGCGCAGGGCAGAUACUGAAAACACACACCACACACACACACACACACACACACACACACACACACACACACACACACACACACACCAGUUCAUGUGCUCUCUCCUCUUCAGGCUGAAACAUCCAUUCAGACUUUCUGACGACUCAGACGAGUCACAGCGACUUUGUGGUCUUUGACUCAGCAGACGCACAAACACAGUGAGUGUGGAGCGAAGUCACUGAUCAAGAAUAAUGAAAACUAUGAAAAUCUAAAACUUGUUUUAAAUCAAACAUUUAUAAUAAGUUAUUUAGAGAAGCACAAAUAAAAAAUGAGGCAAUUGAGUCAAGUUCAGUUUUUUUGUUGUCGUCAUCAUCGCAGUUCACUUCAAAUUCAACGGCCGUUCUUUAUUUUAUACGUUUUCACAUAUGGACUGAAAGAGACUUUUGAAUCUCUGAUGUUUGACUCAUAGACUGUAAAUAAAGACAAUGAGCGUAAAUAAAGAUGGCCGACACGUUCUCGCUUCCUCCCAGAUUCAAACUCAAGAGACUUUGAACAAUUUGUAUCUCAGAAAAGUCCGAAUCGUCAGCGUCUGACGUUUUUCAUUCUAAUGUUGCUCUGAACACUUUGAACUGUGUUUUCAGCCUGAAGUCGUAAAGAGAGGAAACACUGAACGGGGUCAGAGGUCACACAGAUGAUUGUAGAAUUAACUUUGAGUUUUUCUUCAUUAUUUUGAAAAGACGACGUCUGUGCCUCUAAAUGAAGCUGUGGUUUGUAUCUUCAGAUUAAAACAUUAAAUCUGUUUGGUCACAUGGUU